UAGAUCUUCCGCACAGACCUAGAACCUGCGCAUCUCUUUUGAGAGGGAUUACAUUGCCCACAAGAACUGACAAAAUGGCAUUAGCACACCAACUAAGAGAGAGUGGACCACUUAAGGAGCCAGAGCCAAACAAACUCCCACCUCAGCGACCACCACCUCAAGGGGGCCCAGUGCAACCCCAAGGAACGCAAUCACAAAGCCAGGAGCCAUUGCAACCACAGCGCAUGUUCCCCUCGGGGCAGUCAGCAAAGCCCUCAACUUCCCAGCCACAGCGUCCACCUGGACCUACAACUCAGCAACCCCGUGCCAAGGCUCCAGGUCCUUCCAGUGUCGGGUUAUCAAUGGAAAAGGAACCACAGCCACAGCCUGCUCCACAGCAGAAGCCUCAGUCUCAUCCACAACUUAACAAGUCACAGUCUUUGACAAAUGCCUUCAGUUUCACAGAAUCAUCCUUCUUUCGAUCAUCUGUGAAUGAGGAUGAAGCAAAAGCUGAAACUAUCCGAAACUUGAGGAAAUCCUUUGCUAGCCUUUUUUCUGAUUAGCCAGUUUCAUCCAGGUGCAUAUAGUCUAGAAUUUAGUGAAUAUUAGUGUUUUCCCCCUGUGAGCCAUCUUCCUUUCAACUGUUUCAAGUGUGUUAUUAAGCAAUAUGUUAAACUUCUGAAAAAAGGACUAUGAUGAGAUGAAAUUCAGGUACACUGUAUAAAAUCUAUAUAAAUGAUAGAAAGUUAUAUUAUUACAGAACGCUUAAUUUUAAGGUCCUUGUCAAUUGUAAUAUUGUGGCCUUAUUGUGACUGCACUAUAUAUCACGCUAUUGAACUUUUCUGUGUAGAACUGUAGUAAUAGAGCACGGUGUCAAGGGAGUUCUCCCUGCUUUACUCAUCUCCGGUGCACUGCAAUGCAUGUUUAUUUUGUGUGUAAACGUUUUAUACUGCCAGGGUAUAGUUUUAACCUAAUUUGUUCUUGCCUCACAUCCUUGAGAGGCAAUUCAUACUGGUACUUCCUGUUCUGCCACUUUAAUAUUGUGAGAGACUAGAGCAGUUUUCUCCUCUUUUGACAAUCCUUCCAUCUCCAGUGACUAUAGACUUCUGCUUGUGUUGCUGAGAGUUGUCCCUAUGCUAAAAGAAUGUCAUAAACAAAGUAUGUGUAUGUACUAUUGUAUCCUCACAUAUGUCUACUGAGCAUUUAUUUCCAACUUGUAACAAGUGAUCGGAGUUGUAAAGUAACAUGCAUGAUCUAUACUAUUAACCCUAUUUUUGUGUAUAUCUUCUAAU
This is a messenger RNA of Alligator sinensis (Chinese alligator), 1271 nucleotides long. RefSeq names its product synapsin-2-like. Gene Ontology annotation, cellular component: synaptic vesicle membrane. Gene Ontology annotation, biological process: neurotransmitter secretion. The transcript is spliced from 4 exons. Bases 75 to 542 code for a protein of 155 amino acids. Lineage: Eukaryota; Metazoa; Chordata; Crocodylia; Alligatoridae. The record is from RefSeq and is a predicted model, not a curated record.